GUGGUAUCAUCCUUCCUCGUCUCUUCUCAACGCCUGCCUUCCACCAUUCCUUUUCAGGUCGAGGUUAGUCAAAAUCGAGAAGCUAGAAGCUACAGUCUGGCUGAUAAUUCUUGAAGGUUCGAUUACAGUGAAUUGGGCUUGAAGUGUGCAUGGUGUCUUCGGCACAUAUUGUAGUGGAAAGUCGUCCCACAUCUCCAUUCUGAGAGAUCAAGGACACCGCCUCGUGAUGGCCCUGGUCAAUGCCCCAGCAGCCCUCGUAGUGGUUGCGAUCUCACUCCUAAUAUACACCAUCUUUGGUCAGCCAAAGUUGAGGAGGAACGGCGUCCCAUUACGACGACCUCCAAAUACACUGCCGCUCGCCGGGAAUGGCAUCAUCUUCCUCAGAGACCGCCAGAAGCUAUUCGACUGGUUCACCAAGUGUGAACAACUUUACGGCUAUGAAACCCUGCAAAUCUCUGUUCCCAGUCUACCUCCAGGGGUCAUCAUCAGCGAUCCCAAGAACCUAGAAUACGUCUUUAAGAACGAGGGCAUAUUUGCUAAGGGAGAGUUCUUCAAGGGGAGAUCGAGGGACUUAUUUGGUAACGGCAUCAUCAAUGUUGAUGGCGAGUUAUGGAAGGUCCAGAGAAAGGCCGGCCUCAAUUUCCUCAAUACCUCGAACCUGAGAGUUCUCACAGACGUGGCAUUGCCACAGUAUCUAUCUCAGAGUGUCGCCUACCUUGGAAGCCAGUCCGGUAAUGAUGUGGUGGACUUGCAGGCAGUCUUUCACGAAAUCACGACCCAACUCAUGGGCAAGAUGGCUUACAACAUGGAAAUGCACGCAGAAGACACAUUCGGCCUGGCCUUCGACUACGCAUCCGGUGCGACUGCAGAGCGGUUCCAGAAUCCAAUGUGGUUCCUCACAGAGAUCUUCGCCGGAGCACGUCUGAGAAAAUCCAUCUCUGUCGUGAAAUCCUUUGGACAGAGCAUAGUCUCCAGUGCGAUGACGGACAGAAAAGCGUCUCUCAAACCCGCACCAGUUGUCUCACAAGAUCUGGGGAGCGACAGACUCGAUGGCAUAUCCGGCAGUCUAGUUCAGUCAUUACUAGACUCCAUUGGCGACGAGCAGCUGGUUGCCGAUGCCGGGCUGAAUUACCUCUCGGCAGGCAAAGAUACCACGGCGCAGGCUCUGACGUGGACAUUCUACCUGCUUAUGCAGCACCCCGAGGUCGUAGCCAAGAUCCGCGAGGAAGUCGACGGCAUCAAAAAGCAGAGUGAGGAGGACACCCUUGAGAAAGCCAUUGCGGAACAGGGUAACCCGAAUACGAUGCCGUACGUCUUCUCAGUCUUUUACGAAGCGCUGCGCAUCUUCCCACCGAUCCCUUUCGAAAUCAAACAGGCUGUUCAGGCGACAACGCUACCGGACGGCACCUUUCUACCCCAGAACUCCGUCGUUGUCUGGUGCACCUGGGCGAUGAACCGCUCGCGCACCACAUGGGGCUCUGAUGCGGACCAGUUCCGGCCUGAGCGAUGGCUGGUCGGCGGUAAAGUUAUCAACAAGAGCACCUCCGAAUUCCCAGUCUUCAACGGCGGGCCAAGAACAUGCUUGGGGAAGAAGAUGGCUGAGAUCAUUGCCGUGCAAGUAAUUGCGACCGUGGCUGGUCUCUUUGACUGCGUGAGAGUCGAUGACUCGACGAGAGUCAGCAAAAGUAGUCUUACCUUGCCGAUGAAGGACGGCCUGCCCUGUUUUGUACAUCGUAGACCUGACGUCGAAUUUUAAGCUACCAAUCUUCCGCUUUUGAGGGUUCUCAUUCCCUUUGGUGGUCACUUUUGAAACUGUUGAAGGCAAGUAAGUCAGAGGAUGUGAUAGGGGAUACGACGUUGAUUCUGGAGGAUCAUCGAUAACAGGUAGGGACCACUAUGGCAUUUCUGCACCCCCG
This is a messenger RNA of Colletotrichum scovillei, 1916 nucleotides long. RefSeq names its product cytochrome P450. The transcript has 4 exons. Bases 227 to 1756 code for a protein of 509 amino acids. NCBI's taxonomy places the organism in Eukaryota, Fungi, Ascomycota, Sordariomycetes, Glomerellales, Glomerellaceae. The record is from RefSeq and is a predicted model, not a curated record. Gene Ontology annotation, molecular function: iron ion binding; heme binding; oxidoreductase activity, acting on paired donors, with incorporation or reduction of molecular oxygen.